AUGAUUCUUAUUUUUUUUAAUUAUUUGGUACCUGAUAUUUUUUAUUAUACAGGGAAAGGUUUAUAAAAAAAAAGAAAUAAGAAAUUCAAGAUAAAUCAUCCAUCGAAGAAUUUGGAAAAAUUGAAAAUGGAAAUGACAGAACUAAAAAAAAUCAUGAAUGAAAAUAUCAAAUAAUUUUUUAUAGAGAUGAAAAAUUGCAAGGUUACGUCUAAUUAGUAAUAUUUAGACAUGAAUUAAAAGACUAAAUCAUUGAAGGAAGACUCAAAAUUAGUAAUAAUAUCAAUAGAUAUUUUUUCAGUUUAAGGAUUAGACUGUAGUAUUAUAAUGGUCAAUCUGA
Paramecium primaurelia is the source of this 337-nucleotide messenger RNA. The record is from the annotation of a GenBank genome assembly. Lineage: Eukaryota; Ciliophora; Oligohymenophorea; Peniculida; Parameciidae.